AUGAAACAAUGUUUCAAAGCUGCAACCAGCUGCUGCUGCUGCUGUUGGAGUUGGAAACCAGAGAAGAAGGAGAAUGUGGCCGUGGUUCCAAGAGGGCACUUGGCGGUUUACGUGGGUGAAGACUGGAAAAGAUAUGUCAUCAGGGUAGCUUUGAUCAACCAUCCCCUCUUCAGGAAACUGCUUGACCAGCUGCUACUUGAUGAUGAACCAGAUCAUGAUUUCCAGGCAAGGAGGCUUCACAUUCCCUGCUGUGACACCCUUUUCAUCGACAUUCUCGACUGCGCGAAACAUGAUUAUGAUUACUGCUGCCGACGACCCUCCUUCUGUUGCUGGAGCUCUUGCUUUUGA
Molecule: messenger RNA, 348 nt
Organism: Linum tenue
Lineage: Eukaryota; Viridiplantae; Streptophyta; Magnoliopsida; Malpighiales; Linaceae
Source: the annotation of a GenBank genome assembly